GCAAGACGUAAACAAGGAAGAGAAUCGAAGCGCCGAGCGAACAGAGAUUCGUUUCGAGUUGAUUAAAAGUAAAUUCAGCUCAGUUAAAGUUUAGUUUUUUACGCGUUUAUUGUAUCCCGUCAUGUUGAAAACGUAUCAUAGUCAUAAACACUUUUAGCGAAUUAAUGGCGAAUUAUUGCUAGAAUGGAACCCAAACACAGACAGAUACUUCAGCGGCACAGGCGUGAUCUAGUCACGGCAUUAAAUCCUGCAGACAUCUGCGAUGGGCUUUUGUCAAAGGGGGUUUUCACCCAGGACAUGAUUGAUGAAAUACAGAGCAAGAUAACAAGACGUGGCCAAGCCAGGCAACUGGUGAUAAGCUUAGAGAUGAGAGGGAGUCAGGUUUUCCCAGCCUUCCUGGAGUGUCUGCGUGAAACCAGCCAACAUGACCUCGCAGAGCUCCUUCAGUGUGGAGAUGGUGCGUGUCUGCCCACUUCUGUGCCAGAACAGCCUUCACUGAUCCCUCUGCCAGUCGAGAAUCCAAAAUAUACUGAAAAACCAGACAGAUUUGAUUUUACUCCACCACGGUUAGUACCACUGAGACCAGAAAGCCUGCCUGUGCCCAAGCCUCUUAGCCCAUCUUCUGAAACUCAAGGGGUGAGACCAACCAGGACAAGACGUGACAGUAUACAGUGCUAUAAGAUGGAUGCCAGUCCAUGUGGGAUCUGCCUGAUUAUAAACAAUGUAGAUUUUGACCCAGCCUCUGAUCUAAAAGAUCGAAAGGGGUCCAACAUUGACUGCGACAAGCUGGAGAAAAGAUUUAAGGCUCUCAACUUUGAGGUUAUUGUAAAAAGGAACUUGAAAUACAAACGCAUAAGACAAGAGAUGGCAUUUAUAGCAAAGAGGGAUCAUUCCGCGUAUGACUGCUGUGUGGUGAUCAUCCUUUCACAUGGUACUGAGGCAAACAACAAUUGUUUUCCUGGAGCAGUUCAUGGUGUUGAUGGACCAUCUGUCCCAGUUCAGUUAAUCACAAACUACCUCAACGGCCAGAACUGUCCUUCUCUGCAGGGCAAGCCCAAGCUGUUCCUCAUCCAGGCCUGUGGAGGAGGUGAGAAGGACACAGGUUUUGAGGUUUCUCCAGAUGAGGUGGAGCCCUCUUUGGGUGGGAUAGAUGACCAGAUGGAUGCUAUUCCCAUAUCCUCCAGCAGUGACUCUCUCAGCACGUCUGAUGAAUUUGAUGCUCGGGCCACUUUGCCCACACCCAGCGACAUCCUGGUGUCCUACUCAACCUUUCCAGGCUAUGUCUCCUGGAGGGACACGCAGGCCGGAUCCUGGUAUGUGGAGAAUCUUGAUCGUGUGCUUGAGGAGAAUGCUGCCACAGAUGAUCUGGGGACCAUACUGAUGAUGGUAAACCAUGCGGUCUCCCAAAUAUCUGCCAAAGGCCUGUAUAAACAAAUGCCUGGAUCUUUCAACUUCCUCCGAAAACUUCUCUACUUUCAGUCUUCACAGUCAUGAUCACUUGAAGAUUUGUUUGUUUGUUUUGCUGCAGUGGGAACACUACCAUGUACUUGAUAUAAUGUGAUUAAGACAUAUUUGUCGUUUUUUAUGUCAUAAACUGAACCAUGUGAUCAGAACGUUUGACAAGAGUUUUUGUUUUUAACAUAAUCCUAUUAUUAGAAUUCUAAAUUUGCAAGCUGAAGGUAAACUUCACAAAUAUAAACCACUAAGAACUUGUAACUUAUUAUUUUUAUAAGUGCAAUUUGAUUCUUUUUUUAAUGUUGUAUAGUGCACAGCAGUAGGAGGACAAUAGACUUUUAAUGCACUUGUGGUUCAGUUGUGGUAUUUGACUGUGGUUAACUGUCACACUGUGUUCUUAAGAAAUAUCCAGUUGCAUACUGUGUAUCUUUUCUAGUGAAUAAAAGACAAACAAAAAUAUAAAAUGAAAAUUAUAGUUCCAAUAAUGAGUCUAAUACAGUGGCAAACAGACUCGUUUAGAUUUAUCAUGGGAAACAGAUAAGACACUCAGGAGAGGAAGGAAAUGAAUAGGUCCUCACACACUAACACCAAGAAAACAUAUAAGCAAAAGAACUGUUCGUGAGAAUGUGAAAGUGAAGCUAGGCCUAACAUGCUUAAUAGUAAAGUGAAUUUCGACAGAGUUAUUUACUAACUUGGUAAUAGGUAGGCGCCAUUUCUGUUUUUAUUUCCUUGUUUUGUGCUUCAUACCUUAGGAUGGAUUAAAUAAAUAGGAACAAUGCAUCUGCAUAAGCGAACUAAAAUGACAUGUGAUGCAAUCUGACCCAUACAAGCUCCUGUACGAGGAAAACAGAAAGGUCAUAAUGCUUAUUAUAGGGUCAAGGCACUUUAGAUGCAUCAGAAUCAAAGCGUUUUCCACUACUUAUGUUUGUCAUAGCAACCUUGUUAUUGUUGGCCUGUGUGGGAAGAUCUUCAGUGGAAGCCGCCACUUACUUUCAGAAUGACACAGGAGACCAACAGCCAUUACUGAGGUGUG
Messenger RNA from Sinocyclocheilus rhinocerous, 2488 nucleotides. RefSeq names its product caspase-9-like. Lineage: Eukaryota; Metazoa; Chordata; Actinopteri; Cypriniformes; Cyprinidae. Gene Ontology annotation, molecular function: cysteine-type endopeptidase activity. The coding region runs from base 184 to 1494 and encodes 436 amino acids. The transcript has 10 exons. The record is from RefSeq and is a predicted model, not a curated record. Gene Ontology annotation, biological process: proteolysis; regulation of apoptotic process.